Molecule: messenger RNA, 414 nt
Organism: Blastocystis hominis
Lineage: Eukaryota; Bigyra; Opalinata; Blastocystidae
Exons: 2
Coding region: 1-414 (137 amino acids)
Source: RefSeq, a predicted model, not a curated record
AUGAUGCCGAGCCCCAUGCAGGGAGUGAUGCCCCGUCCGCUGCAGUCGAUGCAAGGCAUGAUGCCCGGCGCGAGGCCUCCGAUGCAGGCGGGCUACCGCCGACCGCCGAUGCCGAUGCCAGUCGUGGAGCCGAAGCGUCCGAAGAUGACGAACAUGGACCGUGUGCAGCAGGACAACGACCAGAAGAUGAUCGAAUCGCUGCUGAGCCGAUGGUACGAAGUGCGGAAAGCAGGCAUCGAGUUGACAGAGAAACGAAUCAAAGAGAGAGGGACGCUGCUGAAGAAGAUUCGCGAGGAGACGAUCCAGCAGCAGCAAGCGACGCGAAGAACCGAAGAACAACUCAUUCAAGACAGAAACAACCUUAAUUUGGGUGUUUGUAACAAACAGAACGCUAAUAUUUGUUAUUUUACAUAA